AUGAUUCGACGUACCUUUCGCGAGUCAGCCAGUGAGUACCUUGGAGCUAAAAUAACUGAAGCCAUUAUAUCCGUUCCGGCUCAGUUCAGCAAUGCGCAACGAGCAGCAACCAAAGCAGCAGCAGAAUUGGCUGGACUGAAAGUACUGAAGCUGGUCAGUGAACCGGUUGCUGGAGCGAUCCAUUACACGCAUAAUAAGUGGGAUGUCGAAAGGAAGAUUGUGGUAUUUGAUAUGGGAGGUGGAACGACGGAUGUAUCCAUAGUAAAUGUCAGUAAAGAAAAAUUUGAAGUGUUGAACGUGGAAGGAGAUACGUUCUUAGGCGGUAGAGACUACGAUAACUUGUUAGUAGAUUAUUUUAAAACGAAAUUAAUUGAAGAAUUUAAUGAAACUGUUAUCACUCCGAGACUCAUAAGGACGUUAAAAGAAAAAUGUUCUGUUAUCAAAGAGAAACUAUCCGACAAAACAAAGUGUUCUCUGGCUUUAGAUUGUAUAAUAAAUAUGAGUGAUAAUGUCUUUAACAUAUCACUAACACGACACGAAUAUAACGAGCUAACAGAUUCGAUAACUAGAAGAGCUUUAGACUUGGUACAGAAAUGUCUCGCCGAUGUGGGACUGUCAAAUCAUAAUAUAGGUAACGUCCUUCUUAUCGGAGGAAUGACAAGAAUGCCGAGGAUUCGCGAAGAACUCCGAGCAUUUUUUGACUCUAGAAAAAUAAAAACCGACUUGAAUCCGGAUGAAGCUGUUGCUUUGGGUGCUGCGAUCCAAGCUUCGUUCAUAAAAAAUAAAUGUGUAGAAUUGAAAGGUAUAACGUUGCUGAGGUAA
Messenger RNA from Sitophilus oryzae (rice weevil), 822 nucleotides. RefSeq names its product heat shock 70 kDa protein homolog. The transcript is spliced from 2 exons. Gene Ontology annotation, biological process: cellular response to unfolded protein; protein refolding. Bases 1 to 822 code for a protein of 273 amino acids. Gene Ontology annotation, molecular function: ATP hydrolysis activity; heat shock protein binding; misfolded protein binding. The record is from RefSeq and is a predicted model, not a curated record. Gene Ontology annotation, cellular component: cytoplasm. NCBI's taxonomy places the organism in Eukaryota, Metazoa, Arthropoda, Insecta, Coleoptera, Curculionidae.